Cloeon dipterum is the source of this 1400-nucleotide messenger RNA. RefSeq names its product galectin-8-like. The transcript is spliced from 6 exons. Gene Ontology annotation, molecular function: carbohydrate binding. NCBI's taxonomy places the organism in Eukaryota, Metazoa, Arthropoda, Insecta, Ephemeroptera, Baetidae. The record is from RefSeq and is a predicted model, not a curated record. The coding region runs from base 84 to 1127 and encodes 347 amino acids.
CAGUCAACAGUCUACCUCAGGAGAGAGUCGAGCCCAGGCCCAGUCCGCGCUCUCUUUUUCCGUAGUAGUUGUUAUAGAGUGACAUGAUGAGUCAGCAGGACGAAAAGGACAGCGGCAGAGACUCAAAGGAAGAUGAAUAUUGGGUCCACGUUUCACCAUACCCGUCAGAAGGACAAAUAAUUUCUCCGUCGGUGCCAUACACGAGCGCCCUAAAUGCGCCUCUCGCCUGCGGCCACAUGAUAGUCCUGGACGGCGAAGUAAAACAGGGCGCUGAGAGAUUCCACGUUGACUUAAUUUGUGGUCUGUCAAUCAAGUGUGAUGUCGCAUUGCACGUGAAUCCACGCUUUGAUGAAAUGCGCUUGGUCCGCAACACGAGAACCAAUGAACGGUGGGGCGAAGAGGAGUCGUUGGUGCCUUUUAAGUUGCCACUCCGCAAAGGCGAGCCAUUCUAUAUGUACAUUUUUGUGGCAGAGUCGAAAUUCCUCGUUGCUAUCGACGGGCGACACAUUUGCACGUUUCAAUUUCGUUUGCCCUUGUCGCGAGUCAAUGCCGUGCACGUAGAGGGAGACGUGAAACUGUUCCAGCUGGAACAUCGCCAGAACGUGAGCGAGUAUCCUAUGCCUUCCUGUGCCAUUGCGGCCGCCUCUUUGCCCAUUCCCACUAGAUCCUGCCCAGCAAACUUAAGUUCAUUCUGCAGCCACAUCGUUGGACCGGACACACCAUUUUUGGGUGACAUUCCGCAAGGACUUGCUGUUGGCCACCAUGUGGAGGUUAAAGGCCGAGUAAAACUUUUACCGCAUUCGUUUGCUAUUAACCUUCAAAAAGGCAAGACUGUUUGGCCGCAGCCUCCAAUUAUUCUUCACGUGAACCCACGGUUUAGAGAAGGACAUGUCAUAGUGCGCAAUUCCUUGCUAAAAGGAGCGUGGGGCCAUGAGGAGAAAAGUGGAGGUUGUCCACUGAAGCCGGGACACUCGUUCCAUGUCGUGAUAAGCUGUGAACCAAAGCAAUUUAAUAUUCUUAUCAAUGGUACAACGUUUGCAACCUUUAAGUACCGCUAUCCGCUUGAGGAAAUAGACACAAUUUCAGUGCAAGGUGAUGUCAAAAUAACUGAUAUUUACAUUAGGUGAUCGCGAAUUUACAGCUGUCAUUUACUAUUUUAAUCCUAACAAUUUUGAGCUUUUUAAUUCUGAAAUCAGACUCUAAAUCCUUUUUAUUGUCUUUAGAAGCAUAUCAGAAUACUUGAACUUUAUCAAAGUGAGAAAUAUUUCCAAUAAUUUAUCUAAUACUUUCCAACAUUAUAAAAUAAACAAAUGGCUGUGAAACUCGAUAUACUUUGCUUAAGGUCAAACCAUCAGCCACUGAACACAAUUUCUUUUUUAAUAAAGCCAUCUAAAACUCUU